AUGAGUAAGCCACAGCAGCAGCAACCCCCGUUCUCUAAUAAAUACAAUGCACGUCUAGUUUCCCAACAAGAUGCCAAACCAUGUACCAUAUGUUUCAAACCAUCGACAACUGUCCUACUAGCUGAAAACAAUCUUGAUUUCUUCUACACUUGUGCACAACAUCUACUUGAUGAUCAGUUUGCCUCACCUGUUAUACUGGAUGAGUAUAACAAGCUUAAGAAAUUGGUUGAUGAAUUGACCCAAAAAGUUGAGAGAUUGAGGGUUGAUGUUGAUGCCGCGAAACCUUAUUUAUGGGGUAUUAGUUCAUAUUGGUCUAAGGACAAAUCCACUGAUACCAAGUCUGAUAAAAAUAAAGAUAAGGAAGAGACUAAAGAGGAUUCCGGUUCUGAAGCUAGUAAGCAAAAGAGUAAUAAUUACGAAACAUUAAAGAAACAAUUACUCACUACUGAACAAGAAUUAAAUACUAAACAAGCGGAGCUAACCAAUUUCAAAUUCAAAAAAUACACUCUAAACCAACAAGUUUAUCGAAAUAGAUUAAUGUUGAAUCAAAAGAAGAAAUAUAAUAAACAACGCACGGAAAAGAUUCAGCAAUCUGGGUUUUUCCCCACUGCUCCAAAUCAUAACAUUGCUUAA
Lodderomyces orthopsilosis Co 90-125 is the source of this 633-nucleotide messenger RNA. RefSeq lists its product as uncharacterized. NCBI's taxonomy places the organism in Eukaryota, Fungi, Ascomycota, Pichiomycetes, Serinales, Debaryomycetaceae. The transcript has a single exon. Gene Ontology annotation, cellular component: endosome. Gene Ontology annotation, biological process: vacuolar transport. The record is from RefSeq and is a predicted model, not a curated record. The coding region runs from base 1 to 633 and encodes 210 amino acids.